GGCCAUUGACUUUGGGACGACGUCCAGCGGCUACGCCUUCAGCUUCGUCAGCGACCCCGAGACCCUCCACAUGAUGAGGAAGUGGGAAGGGGGAGACCCUGGAGUGGCCCACCAGAAGACCCCCACCAGCCUUCUCCUGACGCCGGAAGGCGCCUUCCACAGCUUCGGCUACACGGCGCGGGACUAUUACCACGACCUGGACCCCGAGGAGGCCCACGAGUGGCUCUACUUUGAGAAGUUCAAGAUGAAGAUCCACAGCUCCAGCGACCUGAGCCUGAAGACGGAACUGGCGGCCGUCAACGGGAAGAAGGUUCAGGCGCUGGAGGUCUUCGCUCACGCCCUCCGCUUCUUCAGGCAGCAGGCCGUGCGGGAGCUGAAGGACCAGUGCCCGGCCUUCCCUGUGGCCGAUGCCAUCCGGUGGGUCAUCACGGUGCCCGCCAUUUGGAAACAGCCGGCUAAACAGUUCAUGAGGGAAGCUGCCUAUUUGGCGGGCCUGGUGUCUUUGGAGAACCCCGAGCAGCUGCUGAUUGCUCUGGAGCCCGAAGCGGCUUCCAUCUAUUGCCGGAAACUUCGCCUCAACCAGCUGAUCGACCUCAGCUACAGACCCCAGGCCAACGGACUGGCGCCUGACCUGCCCAUCGACUCCAGCUUCAGGCAGGCUCGAGAACAGCUCCGACGCUCCAGGCACAGCCGGACCUUCCUGAUCGAGUCCGGGGUGGGCGAACUCUGGUCGGAAAUGCAGACAGGCGACCGCUACAUCGUGGCCGAUUGUGGGGGGGGGACCGUGGAUCUGACCGUCCAUCAGAUCGAACAGCCCCAGGGCACCUUGAAAGAGCUCUAUAAGGCGUCAGGAGGUCCCUACGGGGCUGUUGGGGUGGACUUGGCCUUUGAGAAGCUGCUCUGCCAGAUAUUUGGUGAAGACUUCAUCGCCACCUUCAAGGCCAAACGCCCGGCCGCCUGGGUGGACCUGACCAUCGCCUUCGAGGCCCGGAAGCGGACGGCCGCCCCCCACCGCACCAACCCCCUCAACAUCUCCCUGCCCUUCUCCUUCAUUGACUUCUACCGGAAGCACCGCGGGCAGAACGUGGAGACGGCCCUCAAGCGCAGCAGCAUGCACCUGGUGAAGUGGUCUUCCCAAGGGAUGCUGCGCAUGUCUCCCGAGGCCAUGAACGAGCUCUUCCAGCCCACCGUCAGCCAGAUCAUCAAGCACAUUGACGACCUCAUGAAGAAGCCCGAGGUGAAAGACAUCAAAUUCUUCUUCCUGGUGGGCGGAUUUGCCGAGUCGGCCAUUUUGCAGCACGCCGUCCAAUCUGCCUUCAGCAGCUCCUGCCGAGUCAUCAUCCCUCAAGACGUGGGGCUGACCAUCCUCAAAGGGGCCGUGCUCUUCGGUCUGGACCCCACCAUCGUCCGGGUGAGGCGCUCGCCCUUGACCUACGGCGUUGGCGUCCUGAACAAGUUCGUGGAGGGGAAACACCCCAAGGAGAAGUUGCUGGUUAAGGAAGGGAAGAACUGGUGCACCGACAUCUUCGAGAAGUUUGUCUCGGUGGACCAGUCGGUGGCCUUGGGCGAAGUGGUGCAGAGGAGCUACUGCCCAGCCCGGGUGGGUCAACGCAAGAUCAUCAUCAACAUCUACUGUUGCGCCACAGAUGAUGCGGUCUACAUCACCGAUCCGGGGGUGAGGAAGUGCGGCACCAUCAGCCUGGAAUUGGAGGAACUGGACGAGCCCGGCUCGCCCAAGAAAAGCCGGCGGGAGAUCAGGGCCAGCAUGCAGUUUGGCGAUACGGAGAUCAAGGUGGCCGCCAUGGACGUGUGGACCUCCAAGACCGUGCGGGCGUCCAUCGACUUCCUCUCCAAUUGAGGUCCAGAAGUGGAGAGGACUCUGGACUGGCAGAUCAUCAGAAGCUGGGAGACACCAUUCCUCAGUGUCGCGAGCCGCCAUUUGGUGACUCAGAUUCAUGGAUUCAGCCCAAUCCGUUGGCCAAUUUUUGGGGUGGGUGGGUGGAUUUAGGUCACGAACCUGCCAAAAACAGCAAGGUGGAACUUCUCAUGGCCAACGGGCUGGUGGGGUGGGUAACUGUUGGGAUGCACUGGGUCAAAAGUGGGGAAGCGCAGGGAAUUGUGGCCUUGGAAGGGUAACUUCUAAAGCUCUUGAGAUCUGAGAACAUCUCCCGUUUCUUCAAUGGUCAUCUUGGACCAGAGGUCUUUGGCUUCCCAAGAAAACCAGUUAUGGGUUCUGGAGU
This is a messenger RNA of Thamnophis elegans (Western terrestrial garter snake), 2240 nucleotides long. RefSeq names its product heat shock protein family A (Hsp70) member 12B (gene HSPA12B). The transcript has 10 exons. The record is from RefSeq and is a predicted model, not a curated record. Bases 71 to 1858 code for a protein of 595 amino acids. NCBI's taxonomy places the organism in Eukaryota, Metazoa, Chordata, Lepidosauria, Squamata, Natricidae.